GCUUUGAUGGACUUUCUCUAAGCUGUUUACCAAAAGGAAAUCCUGUCUGGGCUUUGAGACACAGGAUGGGAGAUCCAUGCAGAAAAGAUUUAGCAGAGGAGAAGGAUUCUUCGGCAGGACUGUCGCGGGGAACGACUGCUGCCUGCAAGCAAACACAAUGCCGGUCAUAAAUGUAGAUGACCUGACAGACAAGGACAAGGCUCUCAUGGAAGUGAACCAACUUAAAAUUGAAGUGAAACUUCAGAGGUGGUUGACAUCGAAAUGCUGUGAGGAGAUCAAGGACUACAUUCAGGCCGGAGUGGAUGAGGACACUCUUGUCAGCAUUUCAGAGGGAGAGAACCCAUUUAAGGAGAAAGGUGGCUGUGUCCUUUGUAGACUGAACAUGAGUGUUCUUCAUAUCUCCGAUUAGCAGCCAAGGACAUUUUUCCUGCCCUCCCAAAACGGAUUUGCAGACUGAGAAGACUAGAAGGGCAUAACGAACAUCAGAAUUGACUUCUUUCUAAAUUACAUUCCCCAGCUUCUAGACAGACUAUCUUUUCAAUUUCACUAAAAUUCUUUAGUUUCUGCAAAGGUUGUAUUUAAUGCUUCCCUCUCAUAUGUAAACUGAAUCAAUGUGAUCCCCCACACACAGUGACCUCAAUAAAUGUGCUUGUUUAUAACUCAA
Molecule: messenger RNA, 664 nt
Organism: Syngnathus acus (greater pipefish)
Lineage: Eukaryota; Metazoa; Chordata; Actinopteri; Syngnathiformes; Syngnathidae
Gene: gngt1
Product: guanine nucleotide binding protein (G protein), gamma transducing activity polypeptide 1
Biological process (GO): G protein-coupled receptor signaling pathway
Cellular component (GO): heterotrimeric G-protein complex
Molecular function (GO): G-protein beta-subunit binding
Source: RefSeq, a predicted model, not a curated record